CUCCAACGGUGCGACAAAGAUCCGAUUUUUUUUUUUUUUUAAUUCGCGCGAGGAGGAGACGACGGCGGUGGGUGGGUCGAAAAGGAAGGAAAAUGGCGCCGCUUUUUCUCUCCGAGGCCUGCCGCAACUCGAUUCGCGAGGUGUGGAACAGGGUGUGGACGAGGCAGGCUCUCAUGGGAUUGUUGCUGGGGCAAUUCGUCUCGCUUCUCAUCACCUCCACCGGAUUCUCCUCGUCCGAGCUCGCCAGACGAGGAGUGAACGCUCCCACGUCGCAGUCGUUCUUGAAUUAUCUUCUCCUUGCUAUAGUUUACGGUUCUAUUGUCAUCUACAAGAGGAGACCGCUCCAGAUAAGUUGGUACUAUUAUCUGAUGCUUGCUAUUGUCGAUGUGGAAGCCAAUUUCAUUGUUGUCUUGUCUUACCAGUACACGUCUUUGACAAGUGUCAUGCUCCUGGAUUGUUGGUCAAUUCCAUGUGUUAUACUUUUCACUUGGCUGUUUCUGGGUACAAAGUAUGGAUUCAGGAAGUUUGCUGGUGUUGCUAUUUGUGUUGCUGGCCUUGUUAUGGUAGUAUUUUCCGAUGUUCACGCUAGUGACCGUGCACAGGGAGGACCAAAUCCUGUGAAAGGUGAUUUGUUAGUCUUUGCUGGCUCUACACUCUAUGCAGUUAGCAACGUUAGUGAGGAAUUCAUCAUCAAGAGGUCAACUAGAAUCGAAUUGAUGGCAAUGCUUGGAGCAUUUGGAGCUGUUGUCAGUGCUAUUCAAAUAGCCAUUCUCGAGCGGAAUGAGCUUCAAAAUGUCAAUUGGACGGCAGGAGCAGUACUACCAUUUCUUGGGUUUGCAUUGGCAAUGUUCUUAUUUUAUUCUACUGUCCCUAUAAUUCUCAAGAUAUGCGGAGCCACAAUGCUCAACCUUUCACUACUGACCUCAGACAUGUGGGCUGUUCUAAUCCGAAUCUGUGCCUACCACCAGAAGGUGGACUGGAUGUACUUCAUAGCUUUUGCAGGUGUCACGAUUGGACUCAUGGUUUAUUCGUGGAGCAGGGAGGAUAAGAGUUCUGAGGUUGCAAAGGACAAUGAGGCUGCUGGGGACUGUAAUGUGAAUCUGAACAACUGUUGAGGCUCUGCCAAUCCACAAGCUUAAUCUAUCACGAGUUUGCUACCAUAGAUAUCGAAGCAAAUCCGCGGUGAAUUGCUUAUUCGAUUAAACGAUGCGCGGUUGUUUGAAUGAUUUUUUGAUGGAACAUACAAAAGCACAGCAUGAUCAGAACGCAAAUCGUGAUCAGUUGACUGUUUGUCUAUUUUAAGUACCAUCUUGUUCUUGUUCUUCUUGGUUGUCAAGCAUAAAUAAUUCAUUUAACUGAAAGUAAAAAAAAAAAGGAUAGAUAUUGAUCUUA
This is a messenger RNA of Zingiber officinale, 1392 nucleotides long. Its product is annotated as solute carrier family 35 member F1-like. The coding region runs from base 93 to 1115 and encodes 340 amino acids. The transcript is spliced from 11 exons. Gene Ontology annotation, cellular component: membrane. Gene Ontology annotation, biological process: transmembrane transport. NCBI's taxonomy places the organism in Eukaryota, Viridiplantae, Streptophyta, Magnoliopsida, Zingiberales, Zingiberaceae. Gene Ontology annotation, molecular function: transmembrane transporter activity. The record is from RefSeq and is a predicted model, not a curated record.